CUGGGUUUCUAUAAAUUUGUGGAGUCAUUUGAACAACGAUCGGAUUGUGUGAAAUAUUGUGAACAUUUGGAUACAAGUGGAGAAUUUGGAAAUUGUUUGACAAGUUGUUCAAGAACUCCAAGAAGUGAUUAUUAUAAUGAUAAUUGUGAGUUCGGGAAAUAUGGAACUAUUUCAGAAAUCGGGCUGAAAUAUUUGUUUAUAGACUUAUGUUAAUUUUCAGAAUCUCUAGAGUCUAGAUUAUUUUCCCUAGUUUUGUAAUUUAAAAUUAAAAAAUAUUUCAAAAAAAGCGGUAUUUUCUUUGUAAUUUUUAAAAUAGUUUUUUCCAAAAAUUUUUGAAAUCAUAAAAAAUCUGAUCAAUUUUUCACACCGAGUCAAUUGUUAAAGUCUAUAAAAUUUUCAGGAUUAAAUCUGAAUUCAGUUUUGCAAAAUAACUUUCUUUAAAGGCGCAUACAGUAGUUUUCCCUAGCUUCUAGAUUUUGUAGAUCAAGGCGGUCAAUUUAAGUAUAAACAUCUUGCCUUUAAUUUUCAAAUUAGAAAAGUUUUGAGCAAUACUGUGCUCCCAGCCAUUUUUUUCAAAAUUCUGUCAAGUUCCUAGGUUUUAUGUUAAAUUUAGUUUUCCCAAAAAUAUUCCGAAUUUUUGCAAAAAAGUGUAGCAUUCUUAUAAUUUUUUUCAAAAUAAGUUUAUUUUGAGAAUCAAACUUUUGGAAUCAUUUUUCGGAAUUUUCAAUUUCGAAAUAUUAUUUUAACGGAAACUUCUGGUGAAUUACGUUGUCACAAGAAGAUCAAAUUUUGAAAAGUUUUCUGAAUUCAUAUUUUCUGAAAGACAUUGUUCCAAAAUUAUUUUUGAUAAUUUUCCAAAGUUUUGAAGUUUGGGAUCAACUUUGUGUCUGAUCCUGAAAAAUUGAACAUUCUAGACACCUCUAGGAUUUUAAGGCUCGUCUACUUGCCAAUUAGAAUGAGCUCUCAAAGCACACGGCUGAACUUAAAAGUUCAGAAUAAAAAAUUUAGAGUACAAUUUCAAACCACAUCGAUGAAAAAUUGACAGAAGCUUUUGAAUUAGGCGCAACAAAAACAUUUUUUUUUCCAAAAAAAAAUCUGAAGUCAAAUCCCAUAUUAAUAAUCAUAGAUCAAGUAAAAUGUAGAUGUUUAUUUAUCUCUAUGUCCCUCUUUUUUGUCCACCAAACAGUUGUCAAAUAAGAUGAGAUGUGAUUUUUCUUGUCCUCAUUUAUCUUUUAUUUUUCCAGUAUUCGCCUCUCCCCCUUUCGAUGUUCAAAUUGAAACAAAAAUCGAAAAUGUUGAUGGAAUUAUGUUGGAAACACAUUUUAAAUGGAAAGCUGAUGAACGAGAUUCUCGUCGAACUGGCUUUUCAAUCCGAUACACAGCAUUGAAUGAAACCUGCCAGAAAAAUUUUCCAGGAUUUUUCACCUCUUCAAUUUCCUCAACUGAAAGAUCAUUCAAAAUUCCAGCUGUUUUCAAUGGUCAUUCUCUAAUUAUCGAUUUUCUAUGCACAUAUCAAUUACAAAUUCGAUCAAUACCGUAUCCAUCCUAUAAUAACAAUAACAAUGAUUAUAUAAUUGGAGUAAAUCAUACUGUAGGUGAAUGUAUUGGAGAGUACUGUAUGUGUAAACCGGAGAAAAUGGAUGAAAUCAAGGAAAUAAAAAUUGAAGAAAUCUCAAAACAAAAUUAUGAAUUAUCUUGGAAAAUCGAGAAAUCAGCCAAUCUAUCAUAUUCAUUUUAUGUAGAUGUUUUUGAGGAAAUCGAAUCACCUUUGGAAAAACUUCGCGAAAAUCAUAACAAAGAGAAAGACUACACUUAUGAAAUUGCGAAUGAAGAACCAAUUAAAAUAUUAGAAGAAGAAUCAAAGAUUGGAGAAUCUUCCACGCAUAAAUUCAUUCUUCCUUUUCCAUUUGAGCCAACAAAACACUAUAAAAUCGGGAUUUUUGGGCUGAGCAACAAAUUUUGCCCGACAAAUGAGAUUUUUUAUUUUUUCAAUCCUAUUUCAUUGAAUAUCAGUGUGGUCGAAAAAAUUGUGGAAAAUGUGGAAAUUGAAAAGAAAAAUGCGACAAUUUCGAAUGUUUUGAAGACUUCAGCGAUUCAAGAUCGGAAUAAUAACAUAUUUCUGGAGUCGACCGCUUUUUUCGUGUUUUUCAUUUUGGUUGCCUGUAUGAGCCCAUUGUGCACGGCGUUUAUUCUGUUCCUUUGGAAAAGGUAGGUCAAAGGUCAUGGGUACUGUACCGUUUGAAAACACGACAAAAAAAAAUCGAAAAAAAAAAUGAAAAAAAUGCAACGGAAUCUUCAAUUUAAGAUCGUCAUUUUAAGAAUUCGAAUGUCUCUUUUUACCGCUCUUAAAACUGAGCGGAAUCGCGGAGCGUCGUUGUUUUCGCGAAAAUACCAUGUUAUGGGGCAUUUUUCAUAGAUACUGAGCAAAAAGGGUUUUUCACUGCCUAGAACUAUCAGAAAAAAAUUAACUCAUGAUUUUUUUGGUCCAAAAAUGUUGGUGGUCUUUUUUUUUAAAAAAAACUCUCCCCAUUUCAGACGAAGCUCCAAGAAAAAACUCGAGACUCGUUUUCUGAAUCGUCGAUCGAUUUCAUGCUCUCGACACAGUAUUAUGGAGACAAAUAUAUUAUAUCGAUCACCACAGGAUAUCAAUGGAGCAGCGAAUGCUGAAUGGAAAAUCAGAGGGCAGGAUAUUGCUGUUGGAACUGUUAUUGGUGGGUUGUUUUGGGGCAGGACUGAUAGGAUUUAGGAUUUCCAGGCUUGGCUACUUGCCAGAGUGAAUCUCUAGACGCUGGUUCUAGACAAUUAGAUAGUUUAGGCGAGGCUCCUUAAGAACUAGGGUUUCUAGGUGCUGACCCUUGGAAGUUCAAGUUUCUAGGCGCGGCUACUUGACGUAUGAGCGAAUCCUUGCCACAGUGAAUCUAUAGAUAUGGGUCUUAGAUGAUUAGGUUCUUUGUGCGCAGCUCCUUGAGAGCUAGGAUGUCUAGGCGUCGACCCUUGAAAAUUCAAUUUUCUAGACACUGAAAAAAAAUUAAAACCCGAAAUUUUCGAAAACAAUUUUUUGCGUGAGAUUUUCACGUACGUCAUUUCUCAAAGUUAUAAUUCAUUUCAUUUUUUUCUUAGGCGAGGGAGCAUUCGGUUUGGUUUUCAAAGGAAUUCUUCGCGGACCAAAUGGACAAGUUGUUCGAGUUGCUGUCAAACAAUUAAAAGCAAAUGCUCUCGAUGAAGAAAAAGAGGAAUUUGUGCAUGAAAUUCAAAUGAUGCAAACUGUUGGACAACAUGAGAAUAUAGUUACAAUGUAUGGAUAUUGUAUGGAUGAUAGUUUGCAAUGUAUGAUUAUGGAAUAUGUGCCAUUUGGAGAUUUGAAACAUUAUUUGCAAAAUUAUCGAAAAGAGGUUUCUCCUAAUAUUAAUUUUUCCUAAUAAUUUUCAAAUAUUUUUGUUUUCAGCUAGUUUCAUCAAAUCCUGAGGACACAAAUGAUGAAAAAUUGGGCUUGGAUUUAAAUGAACUUCAAUCAUUCGCUCAACAAAUAGCAAGAGGAAUGGCACAUUUAGAAUCGCGAGGAAUAAUUCAUCGAGAUUUGGCAGCGCGCAAUAUCCUAGUCGGAACUGGCAAAAUUUUGAAAAUUUCGGAUUUUGGAAUGUCUCGCCCGGGUGUUUAUGUUAAAACAAGUCGCGGUGUUAUUCCACUUCGUUGGCUGAGCCCUGAAGCAAUUAAAGAUAAUACUUAUUCAUCGAAAAGUGAUGUUUGGGCAUAUGGAGUUCUUCUUUGGGAAAUUGCAACACUUGGUGGUUUUCCUUAUAAUAAUAUAGCGGAUAAGGAUAUUUAUGCGCAUUUGAGUGAAGCGAAUCGAUUGGAAAAACCUGUCAAAUGUUCGGAUGAAAUGUGAGUUGAAUUAGAACACUGUUUUAAGUAUACCGAAAAUAAAAAAAUUAAAAUUCAGAUACGAUCUAAUGAAAUCAUGUUGGGCGAUUGACUUCAACGACAGACCAUCGUUUUUCGCAAUUUGUCAACAUUUUGAUAAAAAAUCUGAUAAUUCAUCGAUAGUUUGA
This is a messenger RNA of Caenorhabditis angaria, 4049 nucleotides long. The record is from the annotation of a GenBank genome assembly. Lineage: Eukaryota; Metazoa; Nematoda; Chromadorea; Rhabditida; Rhabditidae.